AUGCUGGUCGCCGCUUGCGCGCUGGUCGACCGCGAAAACCGUAUCCUUCUGGCACAACGGCCGCCCGACAAGGCGAUGGCGGGCCUGUGGGAGUUUCCCGGCGGCAAGUUCGAGCCCGGCGAGACGCCCGAACAGGCGCUCAUCCGCGAACUUGAGGAAGAACUGGCCGUUCGGACCCAGGCCGCGUGCCUUGCGCCGCUCACCUUCGCCAGCCAUGCCUAUGCGGACUUCCACCUGUUGAUGCCUCUUUACAUCUGCCGCAAGUUCGAUGGCAUCCCCGUUUCGCGCGAAGGGCAGACGCUCAAAUGGGUGCGCGCGCGCGACCUGCGCGACUAUCCGAUGCCGGAAGCCGACGCCCCGCUCGUGCCGGUGCUGCAGGACCUUUUGUGA
This is a messenger RNA of Effrenium voratum, 390 nucleotides long. The record is from the annotation of a GenBank genome assembly. NCBI's taxonomy places the organism in Eukaryota, Dinophyceae, Suessiales, Symbiodiniaceae.